Megalopta genalis is the source of this 2241-nucleotide messenger RNA. Lineage: Eukaryota; Metazoa; Arthropoda; Insecta; Hymenoptera; Halictidae. The record is from RefSeq and is a predicted model, not a curated record.
GGCUCGGACGAGUCGGAUGAUAUUGAAAUAACCGGUAGUGCUGGCUUUAACACUGCCGUGGACUCGUUCCCUUUCGUGACCCCCUCUAUAUCGGAAAGUAAAGCUCGUUAGAAGAAAUAUGAUGCAAGCGAAUUUUUGGAACUUGGUGACCACUACUGUCAGGCCAGUAUGCGUCAAGCGUGUUGUACCAGGCUUGACAGCUGCACAGCAGCGCAGGUACGCCAGCACCUUGGACGCAGAUGUAGUGGUAAUAGGUGGAGGACCCGGUGGUUACGUGGCGUCGAUCAAAGCUGCCCAAUUAGGAAUGAAAACAGUCUGCGUGGAGAAGGGUGAAACGCUUGGUGGAACUUGUCUGAAUGUUGGAUGUAUUCCGUCGAAGUCUCUUUUAAACAAUUCACAUUACUAUCAUAUGGCACACAGCGGGGACUUGAACAAUCGUGGUAUUGUUGUGGAAAACGUGAAACUGAAUCUCGAGAAGCUGAUGGAACAGAAACGCAAUGUAGUGAAAGCUUUAACUGGUGGAAUUGCCGGUUUAUUUAAAAAAAACAAAGUCGAAUGGGUAAAAGGUCAUGGGAAGAUCACUGGUCAAAAUCAGGUCACUGCCCUUAAUCCGGAUGGCUCUGUCGCAAGCACUAUCAAUACCAAGAACAUUAUCAUUGCAACAGGCAGCGAAGUCACUCCAUUCCCUGGUGUAGAAAUCGAUGAGAAACAAGUCGUCUCUUCCACCGGUGCUUUGUCGUUAGAACAGGUGCCCAAGAGGCUUAUUGUAAUCGGUGCUGGAGUCAUCGGUCUAGAAUUAGGAUCUGUUUGGCAGAGGUUGGGCUCGCACGUAACCGCAGUGGAAUUCAUGCCAUCCAUCGGUGGAGCGGGUAUCGACGGUGAAGUCAGCAGUUCGUUACAGAAGAUUCUCGCAAAACAAGGUUUAGCCUUCAAAUUGGGUACCAAAGUAACCGCUGCCAAGCGCAGCGGCAGCGAAGUCGUAGUUUCCGUCGAAGAUGCAAAGGACCCCAGCAAAAAGGAGGAUAUCCCGUGCGACGUACUUUUAGUUUGCGUUGGUAGGAGACCGUAUACCAAUAAUUUAGGGCUCGAGGAUAUGGGAAUUGAGAGGGACGAGAAGGGCAGGAUCCCUGUAAAUAGCAGAUUCCAAACAGUUGUACCUUCGAUAUUCGCCAUCGGUGACUGCAUUCACGGACCGAUGUUGGCACACAAAGCCGAGGACGAAGGAGUCAUCACUGUCGAAGGCAUUGCCGGAGGUGCCGUCCACAUCGAUUAUAAUUGUGUACCCAGUGUAAUAUACACGCAUCCCGAGGUCGGUUGGGUAGGUAAAUCGGAGGAGGACUUGAAAAAGGAGGGCAUCGCAUACAAAAUUGGCAAAUUCCCACACAUGGCGAACUCCAGGGCGAAGACAAACCUGGACACGGAUGGUUUCGUGAAAGUAUUAGCCGAUAGCACUACGGAUAAAAUAUUAGGCGUUCACAUGAUUGGUUCGGUGGCCGGUGAACUUGUUAACGAAGCUGUACUCGCCAUGGAAUACGGAGCAAGCGCAGAGGACGUUGCAAGGACAUGUCACGCACAUCCGACAUGCGCCGAAGCUCUGAAGGAAGCGCAUCUCGCUGCGUAUUUCGGCAAGCCCAUCAAUUUCUAAGCGCCUUGUGUAAAAACAAUUAUUCGGAGAGCUGCUGCUCUAUACUUCGACUCGUCGUAGCCUUUUAUCUAGUCUACGCUCCAAACGUCACGUCGCGCUGCCACGUCUAGCGCGUUUAUCCACAUAUGAACGAACAAGUUGUAAAUAAAACUGUGAAAGGAUGUACGAAAAUACUGCUCCUUUUAUAUAUUAGAUUUACCUCCGUUUCUUGUCUUAUUGUAUUUAUUAUGAAUAAAUUCGUAAAUCGUUACAUAAGCGUCCGAGAACGAUGCCUCGUAUUUUACGAGCGCGUUGUCUAUCGUGCUACCGAAAUAAUUCCUCACUCGGGAAGAUAACUUUUUUUUUCUAUUGUUACGUCACCCGUAUUCCCUUGACCGAUUUUAUUGGACACGUUGCACCAAUUCUGGUACCGAGCAACCGGUGACCUUGGAGUUAAGGAAAUGUAACCUCGACGUAAACUACUUAAUAAUUUUAUUUGCUUCUCUAAAUGAAAGAAUUUGUCGUAUCGAAAUUAUGAUAUUCAGAAAAAGAACGAAACGUUUUGGUGUAUUUGACUUAAAUACAUUUGAUCAAAUAAAAGCCCUGUUUUCCGUUAA